AUGGACACAUCCGACGAUCAAGCAGCGGCGGCGGCGGCCCAGCUCCCGUCGCCAUACUCGUCCGUUGGCGUCGACAGCUCCAGCGAGGCCAGGCGGGUGACGGCCAUGGGCACCAUACUCGCCGAGGACGACCUGGAGGACUCGCCCAACAAGUCUGCAGAGCCCGACUUCUACGGCAGCUCCUCGGCCGUUGCGUUCUUAAAAGAGGCAUACAGCGCGAUGAACUCGGCCCCUGCAAGAGUGCAGCCAUCCACUCCCUUUCGGAGCCAGCAGGCACUACCGUCCCUCUCGACGCCGUCUUCACUGUACGCCGACUUUGACAAGUUCCUCUUACCCCCUCGCCCGUUCGCCGAUUAUCUUCUUCAACUGUACUUUCAGAGAGUACACUACCUCUACCCCGUAUUCCACAGACCGGCCUUUGAAAGAGCCUACGAAUCCCUCUGGCAACCGACGACCUCAACAACCGCAGCAGCACCAGCAGCCGCCUCCGAAGCAGGAGAACCGGACUUCCGCGGCGUAGGCCUGGGCUGUUCCCCCGGCGCAGACGCCACCACGAUCGUCUUUCACAGCGCCCUCAACUCCAUCUUUGCGCUCGCCUGCAAUUUCGCGGACCUCACCUGCGCGGAAAAGGCAAAGAGCAUCGAGGUCUUUCUGCUGCGGAGCCGCAAGUGCCUCAGCGUCGACCUGCUCGAGAAGAACAACCUCGGCGUCGUGCAGACGCUGUUGCUGUGCGGGUUGGUCUUUCAGGGGACGCCGUUCCCCGACCGGUGCUGGAAUGCCGUUGGGAUCGCGUGUCGGAUUGCGCAGGGGCUUGGGCUUCAUAUGGAUGUUGUGGCGGCGCGGGAGAUGGGGGCCGGUCUUGGGGCGGAGGAGGAGGGAGGGUUCACUUUGGAGAUGGACGUUAGGCAGCGGACGUGGCAGGGUUGUGUUAUUCUCGAUACGUGA
Molecule: messenger RNA, 945 nt
Organism: Colletotrichum scovillei
Lineage: Eukaryota; Fungi; Ascomycota; Sordariomycetes; Glomerellales; Glomerellaceae
Product: fungal specific transcription factor domain-containing protein
Exons: 1
Coding region: 1-945 (314 amino acids)
Biological process (GO): positive regulation of transcription from RNA polymerase II promoter by galactose; DNA-templated transcription
Cellular component (GO): nucleus
Molecular function (GO): RNA polymerase II cis-regulatory region sequence-specific DNA binding; DNA-binding transcription factor activity, RNA polymerase II-specific; zinc ion binding
Source: RefSeq, a predicted model, not a curated record